UAAGUUUCAUGUCGAAUCGUCACCUGGACACUUUUCAUUAUCAACCAAUCAGCGAGCAGUGACAAUAAGGUACCAGGUCCUCGUGACUCUGUGCUUCACGCUGGUUCUAUUUUCUAUUAAUUUCAUCUGAGAAGAUUGGAGUUUGGCGGAUGUGACAAAUAACCUUCGUUAACCGAUCAGAAUUUCGUUUCGUUUUGUUUUUUUCUAAUCGUUUGAUAUUGGUAUCCACUACACAAAUCCCAAUACUGGUUUCGUUCGGCAGAUCAUAACAAGGACGCAGCCAAAGUGUUUCUGCAAUAUUAUAGUUAGCUGCUGAGAUGAAGUUUGAAGUAGAUGAUGGUUACAAGAAGUUAGCGAUAUCAUUUCUCAUUCUAACUAUCUUCCUGUCCACCCCAGCGUCAGGAACUUGGUGGUUUCUGAGUAAGAUGUCGUCCUUAGGAGCCCCUUUGAUGUGUAAUAACAUACCAGGUUUUGUUCAGAAACAGCGCCGUCUGUGUCGAAAGUACCCAAAUGUGAUGGCGAGUAUCAGCAGGGGAGUAAGAUCAGGCAUAAAAGAGUGCCAACACCAGUUUCAUAAUCAUCGAUGGAACUGUUCAACACUUGACAAAGACACUUCAGUGUUUGGAAAAUACAUGCUUAAAAUCGGUAGCCGAGAGGCUGCGUUUGUGUACGCUAUCAGCUCCGCAGGUGUUGUGCAUUCCAUCACCAGAUCAUGCAGUCGAGGAGAGCUCCGCAACUGUGCCUGCGACCCUAGGAAAAGAGGAACCUAUCGAGAUGCUCAAGGAGAAUUCACCUGGGGUGGUUGUUCUGAAUAUAUACGCUAUGGUACCAAAUUUACUCGGAAAUUCGUGGAUGCCAGAGAACGCCGCCAGAGUGACGGCCGAGCAAAGAUGAAUGUCCAUAAUAACAGGGUUGGACGAGGGGCUGUCACGGCACUCGUGAAGCUCCAGUGUAAAUGUCAUGGUGUGAGUGGCUCAUGCGCAGUUCGCACAUGUUGGGUGGCCAUGGUGAACUUUCGGGAAGUUGGGAACUACUUGAAGAAGAAGUAUGAUAGUGCUGUACAGGUGAUGAUGAACCAGGCAGGCGAUCAUCUCAUAGUUGCCAACAAGAACCAUAAACGAUUUGUUAAGUCUGACUUAAUAUAUUUUGACGACUCUCCAGACUUUUGCAACAGUAACGAAGAAACAGGAUCUUUGGGAACAGCUGGAAGAGAAUGUAACAAACUUUCCGUAGGUACUGACGGCUGCGAGAUAUUGUGCUGUGGGAGAGGGUAUAACACACGGAGAGCGUUACUGGUGAAAAAAUGUAACUGUAAGUUUCAGUGGUGUUGUUUUGUCGAUUGCAACGAGUGUCACGAGUGGAAAGACAUUCACGUGUGUAAACCUGUUGACAAAUAAGCAUUCAUAAAAGGCACGAGUGGAUUGCUGCAGAAGGUAGAAGUAAGUUAACAUUUGGCAGGACUUGUAUCAGUCUAUUGCUAUGCCGUUGUUAUUUUAGUUUAAACUCCAGUGUAAUUCUAUAUCAUGACAGUAGCCAAGCAAUAAGUCUGAGUUAGAAAACUAAGUUAUCCAUGAGAAGAUGAGCUAAUGUUCAAGAGAUCUUAGUUUUGUACAUAAUAACUUCAAUGAUCUGUGAUUACUCGUUGUUUAAAAAAUAUAGUUUAUGUUUAAUGUUUGGUUCCUUUAAGAUAUAUUUCAGUCUCCUU
Limulus polyphemus (Atlantic horseshoe crab) is the source of this 1705-nucleotide messenger RNA. RefSeq names its product protein Wnt-2b-like. The record is from RefSeq and is a predicted model, not a curated record. The transcript is spliced from 5 exons. Gene Ontology annotation, molecular function: cytokine activity; frizzled binding. Lineage: Eukaryota; Metazoa; Arthropoda; Merostomata; Xiphosura; Limulidae. Bases 318 to 1397 code for a protein of 359 amino acids. Gene Ontology annotation, biological process: cell fate commitment; canonical Wnt signaling pathway; multicellular organism development. Gene Ontology annotation, cellular component: extracellular region.